Messenger RNA from Aethina tumida (small hive beetle), 576 nucleotides. RefSeq lists its product as uncharacterized. Bases 138 to 560 code for a protein of 140 amino acids. The record is from RefSeq and is a predicted model, not a curated record. The transcript is spliced from 3 exons. Lineage: Eukaryota; Metazoa; Arthropoda; Insecta; Coleoptera; Nitidulidae.
UGAAACCAUGUCGUGUUAAUAGAUCAAGAUUUUCUCGCGUACUGACUUCAAGUCAGCAAACUAUCAAAAUGAAUUCGAUCGACGUUUUUUAAUUUCGUUUUCUUUUUUUUCAAUCCGUGCGGUUAACAAAAAUUGAAAUGAUAGUGAUUUUGGUGGGACUUAUCUGCGUCGCCGGUACUUACGGUGCCAUCGCCACAGAUUUCGAUGCCUAUUUUAACACCAUGUCCCAACCACGAAAGGGAGACCUCGGUAAAACCACCACCGACAGAAUUCAGGAAACAUACUCUCUUGCAAACAGAGAAGAAAUUAGAGAGGAAAAGACUACAUCAUCACUGUUCCUGAACAAACUUAAAGAAGUAUACAAAUUUGAUUCACUAGGCAGACCGCAAAAAAUUGAAGAAAGAGCUUAUCUUCUAGUUAAGACUUUAAAACAUAGGAAUAAACGAUACAGCAGCUAUCUCACAUUAUGUCACUUCAAGAUAUGUAACAUGGGCCGCAAAAGGAACACGAGGUACAAGUCCUUUAAUGACAUGGAAAAUGAUUUGGAAUACUAUAAAUAAAUGUCGAUAAAAUACA